Molecule: messenger RNA, 1566 nt
Organism: Musa acuminata AAA Group (dessert banana)
Lineage: Eukaryota; Viridiplantae; Streptophyta; Magnoliopsida; Zingiberales; Musaceae
Product: NDR1/HIN1-like protein 13
Exons: 1
Coding region: 733-1407 (224 amino acids)
Cellular component (GO): plasma membrane
Source: RefSeq, a predicted model, not a curated record
UUAUCUGUAUCUGUGUAUCUGUGAAGGAUUAUCUUGGGCCGCUGGAGAUACCAUCAACCUACCUACCUUAUUCUUCUUUUUCUUAUAUCAUUGAUAUUUCGAUUUAUUGUAUGGAUUUUUAUAUACGUAUGAGUGAGAUCUUUAUCCUUUUUUUUUUUUUUCUUCUUCUUCUUCUUAUAUCAAUUCACGUUCCUUUGAUCAAUCUUCUUUGAUGACACAUUUACUGAUUAAGGAUUCUCUAAACUUAAGUUCAUUUCCAAGUGACAAAUUUAUGUUUAGCAUGUGUACAUAAGAGUCCUGUAAAUUAUAAGAACAUGUACACACACACAUGUAUACGUGCAUCAUAAUGGUUGAAGAAGGUCAAAGGUGUGAAGUCCAAUACUGAGGUGUGUUUAUCCAUCCAAUAGGAUCUCCCAGAUUAAAAAGAACAAAACAGUAGCAUAUAUAUAUAUAUAUAUAUACACACACACAGCAAGUUCCCGGCCGCAUUAUAAUGAUUUAAAGUAUGGCGUCAACCAUCGCAGCAGCUGAAUGGCAUCCACGGGUUGCUUGUAGAACCAGAAGACAUGGCCCUGUUUGCGAACCGUUUGAUGCCUUGCCUCCUCACAUCCCCCUUCCUUUCUUUUUUAUUUUCUUCUUCUUUUGGCUUUCUAGCCCCUCUAUAGAAGCACCACCACUCUUUUGUCUCGCCUCCUCCAUGAUCCAUCCUCCAGUUCCUUGCUCCGCCUCACCAUGCACGGUGAGAACCGAGCAGGCCACUCGUCUCACCACCAGCCGGCGCAGGGGCAGCCCCAGCAGCCGCAGACUGCCAAGCUCAUCAUCCGGCCGCAAGCGUCGCCCCCGACUCACCCUGUCGCAUGGUUCGCGGCGGCGUUCUGCACUUUGCUCUGGGUCGCCAUCAUCCUCGGCGGGCUCGCCGUCCUCAUCAUCUACCUCGUCUUCCGGCCGAGGAAUCCCCGGCUCGAGAUCUCCAGCGUCACCCUCAACGGUGCCUACAUCGACGUCGGCACCCUCAACGCCGACCUGACCAUCCUCGCCAACUUCUCCAACCCCAACGAGAAGGUGUACGUGAGCUUCAGCUACAUGCAGCUCGACCUGUAUUACCAAGGCACCAUGAUCGCGACGCAGGCCGUGGAGCCGUUCGAGGAGGGGAGGGGGGAGUCGGUGCUGCGGACCGUGCACAUGAUAUCGAGCCAGGUGCCGCUGCCGGGGAAGGUGGCCGACGCGUUGCGGGGCGGAAAGAUGGGGGAAGGGUUGUCCCUGGAGUUGGUCGGCUCGUUCCGCACCAGAUUGGAUCUGGGGAGCUGGUUGCACUACACGUACUGGCUGCAUGGCCGCUGCGACAUCUUCGUCGGGGGCCCGCCAAACGGGGCGCUGCAGUCCAGUAGGUGCACCACCAAGCACUGAUGCGGAGAGCACCGCCGUCUCUUUAUUACUCCCGCCCCCGCCGCCGCCUUUUAUUUCUUCUACUAAUCUUCCUUAUUUCUGAAACGUGUUUUCUUUUACACAAUACGACUCUCUCGGACGCUCGUUUACUUGCAUUAUCAAUCCAAUACUCCUUUUUUC